This is a messenger RNA of Bombina bombina (fire-bellied toad), 10187 nucleotides long. RefSeq lists its product as uncharacterized. The record is from RefSeq and is a predicted model, not a curated record. Gene Ontology annotation, biological process: DNA recombination; DNA integration. Bases 81 to 2255 code for a protein of 724 amino acids. The transcript is spliced from 2 exons. Gene Ontology annotation, molecular function: DNA binding. Lineage: Eukaryota; Metazoa; Chordata; Amphibia; Anura; Bombinatoridae.
GACAUUCUAAUACAAGCUUCAAGCUUUCAAACUGCCAAGUCUCAUACAGAGUUAGUUCUGGCAUUUCUAAGGUCGCAUGGAUGGAAAGUGAACGAAAAGAAGAGUUCUCUUUUUCCUCUCACAAGAGUUCCAUUCUUGGGGACUCUUAUAGAUUCUGUAGAAAUGAAGAUUUACCUGACAGAAGACAGGUUAACAAAGCUUCAAAAUGCAUGCCGUGUCCUUCAUUCCAUUCAACACCCGUCAGUAGCUCAAUGCAUGGAGGUGAUCGGCUUAAUGGUAGCGGCAAUGGACAUAGUACCUUUUGCACGCCUACACCUCAGACCGCUGCAAUUGUGCAUGCUGAGUCAGUGGAAUGGGGAUUACUCAGAUUUGUCCCCUACUCUGAAUCUGAAUCAAGAGACCAGAAAUUCUCUUCUAUGGUGGCUUUAUCGGCCACACCUGUCCAGGGGGAUGCCAUUCAGCAGGCCAGACUGGACAAUUGUAACAACAGACGCCAGCCUACUAGGUUGGGGCGCUGUCUGGAAUUCUCUGAAGGCUCAGGGACUAUGGAAUCAGGAGGAGAGUCUCCUUCCAAUAAACAUUCUGGAAUUGAGAGCAGUUCUCAAUGCCCUUCUGGCUUGGCCCCAGUUAACAACUCGGGGGUUCAUCAGGUUUCAGUCGGACAACAUCACGACUGUAGCUUACAUCAACCAUCAGGGAGGGACAAGAAGCUCCCUAGCAAUGAUGGAAGUAUCAAGGAUAAUUCGCUGGGCAGAGUCUCACUCUUGCCACCUGUCAGCAAUCCACAUCCCGGGAGUGGAGAACUGGGAGGCGGAUUUCUUGAGUCGCCAGACUUUUCAUCCGGGGGAGUGGGAACUUCAUCCGGAGGUCUUUGCCCAAAUACUUCGACGUUGGGGCAAACCAGAGAUAGAUCUCAUGGCGUCUCGCCAGAACGCCAAACUUCCUCGCUACGGGUCCAGAUCCAGGGAUCCGGGAGCGGUUCUGAUAGAUGCUUUGACAGCACCUUGGAACUUCGGGAUGGCUUAUGUGUUUCCACCCUUCCCGCUGCUUCCUCGAUUGAUUGCCAAAAUCAAACAGGAGAGAGCAUCAGUAAUUCUAAUAGCGCCUGCAUGGCCACGCAGGACUUGGUAUGCAGAUCUAGUGGACAUGUCAUCCUGUCCGCCUUGGUCUCUACCUCUAAGACAGGACCUUCUGAUACAGGGUCCAUUCAAACAUCAAAAUUUAACUUCUCUGAAGCUGACUGCUUGGAAAUUGAACGCUUGAUUUUAUCAAAACGUGGUUUUUCUGAGUCGGUUAUUGAUACCCUGAUACAGGCUAGGAAGCCUGUUACCAGAAGGAUUUACCAUAAAAUAUGGCGGAAAUACCUAUACUGGUGCGAAUCCAAAGGUUACUCCUGGAGUAAGGUUAGGAUCGCUAGAAUAUUGUCUUUUCUACAAGAAGGUUUAGAAAAGGGUUUAUCAGCUAGUUCAUUAAAGGGACAGAUUUCAGCUCUGUCCAUCUUGUUACACAGGCGUCUGUCAGAAAAUCCAGACGUCCAGGCCUUUUGUCAGGCUUUAGCUAGGAUCAAGCCUGUGUUUAAAGCUGUUGCUCCGCCAUGGAGUUUAAACUUAGUUCUUAACGUUUUACAGGGUGUUCCGUUUGAACCUCUUCAUUCCAUUGAUAUAAAAUUGUUAUCUUGGAAAGUUCUGUUUUUAAUGGCUAUUUCCUCGGCUCGAAGAGUCUCUGAGUUAUCAGCCUUACAUUGUGAUUCCCCUUAUCUGAUUUUUCACUCAGACAAGGUAGUCACUAACAGGAACAUCAAUCAAGAGAUUGUUGUUCCAUCCUUGUGUCCAAAUCCUUCUUCAAAGAAGGAACGUCUUCUACACAAUCUGGAUGUAGUUCGUGCCCUCAAGUUCUACUUGCAGGCAACUAAAGAUUUUCGCCAAACUUCUUCCCUGUUUGUCGUUUAUUCUGGACAGAGGAGAGGUCAAAAAGCUUCUGCUACCUCUCUCUCUUUUUGGCUUCGUAGCAUAAUACGUUUAGCCUAUGAGACUGCUGGACAGCAGCCUCCUGAAAGAAUUACAGCUCACUCCACUAGAGCUGUGGCUUCCACUUGGGCCUUUAAGAAUGAGGCCUCUGUUGAACAGAUUUGCAAGGCUGCAACUUGGUCUUCGCUUCAUACUUUUUCCAAAUUUUACAAAUUUGACACUUUUGCUUCUUCGGAGGCUAUUUUUGGGAGAAAGGUUCUUCAGGCAGUGGUUCCUUCUGUAUAUUGAGCCUGCCUAUCCCUCCCGUCAUCCGUGUACUUUUGCUUUGGUAUUGGUAUCCCAGAAGUAAUGAUGACCCGUGGACUGAUCACACAUAACAGAAGAAAACAUAAUUUAUGCUUACCUGAUAAAUUCCUUUCUUCUGUUGUGUGAUCAGUCCACGGCCCGCCCUGUUUUAAGGCAGGUAAAUAUCUUUUAAAUUAUACUCCAGUCACCACUUCACCCUUGGUUACUCCUUUCUCGUUGAUUCUUGGUCGAAUGACUGGGACUGACGUAGGGGGGAGGAGCUAUAUGCAGCUCUGCUGGGUGAAUCCUCUUGCAUUUCCUGUUGGGGAGGAGUUAUAUCCCAGAAGUAAUGAUGACCCGUGGACUGAUCACACAACAGAAGAAAGGAAUUUAUCAGGUAAGCAUAAAUUAUGUUUUAAUCACUUUACAGCCCUUUAAUGCAGGUUAAAGCAUCAAGCUUCUCAUCACCUUCUUUACUCUCAAGAACAUAAUUGGCAAAGGAAGAAUAACUUUACAGCAAAUACCAAAAUAAUCAAGCAAGGGUUAAAUUAUUAACCCUUAAACAUCUGUAUAGCAGGACACCACAAAACACUUAAUUUUAUAUAAAUGUUACACAGCCUGAAAUUACACAGUGAUAUUACCUCAACAUGUUUAAACUGCUAACUGGUGUCUUGGGGCUGCUGAGAACAAUAUAUGCAGAUAGGUUGAGGACUUGCUAAGACAUUAUUGAAAAUUUCACAAGUGGGUGGCAUUUUAUGAGGUCAUGGUUAUAUUUUUGCUUCUGCAGUGAUUGCUGACAAUAUGUUAAUAGACCCAGAAACCCAAAAACUAGAUUUUUGGUAUGUUCUGUGAAUUCCAGUCCCAACACAUGAAAAGCCUGAUGUGUUAAGCCCCUGCUAAGCAAAGCCUCAGUAUAUACAUGGGGGAAAUAAAACAUGUUCAAAAUUGUGCAACACUAUUAAGCUGCCUGCCUGGCUUCAUCACCCCUUGCCCCCUACACUCCCAGGUAUUAUAUAUCACAUAUCCUGACUUUCUCUUACCUGACCUCACACUGCUAAACUUCAGGGUAACUGAAGACCACAGAUCAAGAAAACUGCAGGGAAAAAAACAUACUGUAAGCAAUGAUACUAAUGCCACAGCGACCUCUGUGGUGGGAGUUCUGCACUGCACACAAUAUUCAGAAACUAUAUACAGGUGGCCCUCGGUUUACGCCGAUUCAAUUUGUACCGUUUCAGAAUAACAACCUUUUUUUCAAUCAUGUGACUGCUAUUGAAAAGCUUUGGAAAUCAAUGCACUAAUUAAAAUAGAAAAUAGGUGGAGCUGUCCGCUUGUUUUGCAGCAAAGUUAUGCAACUUAACAGCCUUAAAUUGAUCUGUGUACACAGAUCAGACCAGAUCUAUCGAGCAAAAUUUAGCAGGAACUUCCCUAUUAUCUUCCUGUCCAGCAGCUUGAGGUGAGGGUGCCUAACUGCUUAUUAAUCACUGCAGAUUGAAAUGCAUAGAAUAGGUGCAGACCCAAUAUUAUCUAACAUGCUAACAAUGCAGAGAACUGAUUGCAGAAAAAUGUUUUUGUUCAUUAAACUUAGUUUGAUGAUGAUGAUGCAGUCUGUUGUGUAAUUAUUUUAUUAGGUGAUGUUUAGCAAGUGUUUUUGUUCAUUAAACUUAGUUUGAUGAUGAUACAAUCUAUAUUAUUAGGUUUAUAAUGCUGUUUAGCAUUUAAAAUCUUCAUUUCAAAGCUUUAAAAAUAAUGUAUUAGGUGUUACUUAUGACAAUUUUGAGAGGGGCCUGGAACCUAACUCCCUCACUUCCCAUUGACUUACACUAUAAACUGGGUUUCAAAUUAUAACGGUUUCGAUUUACAACCAUUCCUCCUGGAACCUAACCCCGGCGUAAACUGAGGGCUACCUACAAACAAUUGAUCAAAAAAGAGACUGUCUCAGGAAAACGGCAACUAUAAAUUACAGAGAACAUAUUUAAGUAUCAUGCCCCUUUAAGUCAUCUAAUAGCAAUUUCAACUUAUCUUUAUAUUAAAGGGACAUUAGAAUCAAGUAUGUAUGUACAUAAGCAUGCAUAUGCCUUAAUCUUACCAGACUGUCUACAUAGCAGAAAAAUAUAUAUCUUACCUGGCAGUACUUCUCCACAAACCUCAGAGAUGCAUUUUUAUUUUUUUUUAAAGUUUAUUUUAACACAAAUUUUGCCUCAUCCUCCAAAUACCGUGAGCUCAGUUGACAAAAAUACUCAUAAAAUGCGGAUAGAGCAUAUUUACCUUAGAUAGUAUGGACUAAGGAAGCUCACUGAGGAAAACAUUUUUGUUCACAUACUUAAAAGGACAGUAAACACCUUGAGGUUUUUAUAUUAAAUAUUUAGCUAUGUAUAAUGAAAAAAACUUUGCAGUAUACUUUCAUUAUUUAUUUUGUCCCCUUUUCAUUUAAUUUCUCUCUGAAAAUUGUGACAUUUCUAAAUCUCAGAACUUAAAACGCACCUUGCUGCCUUCUGAAGGCUGACCAUGCUAUUUAUUUGUCCCUAAUCAGUUUUAGUUGAUAACUACAACGCAAUGUACUUUAUACUAACUUUAUGACUGUGGCUAUCCUUGUCUGCAAACUAUAGCCGAGAUUGGCUCCUCCAAAUAAGGCAAAUGGUGGGUGGAGUUUUGCAAUUGAUAAACCAUUGCAGUAAAAGGAUGUUACGUUGUUUAAACAACAUUUAAGACUUGUUUGAUAUAUUAUUCUGGACACCCUUUAAAUAUUCUGUUAGCAUGGGGUUUGCCUGUAGUUAUUUGAAGAUGUUGAAAAAUUAGUAAGAAUCUAUAAGAAAUCAUAACAUUGUUUUCAGGGAAAAUGAAGUGAUUCCUUUUAAGUUUCUGUUUAAAGUAUACCAUGCAAAUUGCGUUUUGCAAAAGCAAAAAGUAAAGAUUUAAACAUUUUAUAAACAUGGUGCAUGAGCAUUUAUAGUCAAAUUUAGAACACUUUUGCAUCACAGUAUGAAUGCUGUGCCACCACGCUUAUUGCUUCUGAGUUCUGUCCAUUCUGCAGAGUAAAGCAGCCCAGUCUGGGGAAAUUAGGAGAAUGCAUGCACAGACAUAUUUGUUCUGCAGCAUUAAAAGUAAGAGCUUUUGGCUUUAUUUCUUUAAUUAGAACUUAAAAACAUUAUAGAGUUUACAUAAGACUAAAGCUAGGAAGCUGAAUACAUUUAAGAUAACACAUUUUUUUAAUUUUUUCAAUUGUAUGGUCAAGGAAUAUUAUCAGCUCAAUUUUACGCACACAUUUUACUCUACAAUCUAUGAAUGUAUUCUGUAUUUACAUACAUAAUGGUAAUUAUGUUGCCUUAUCAGUGCUCUCUGCGAACCUGGAGAGCUUUCAGAUUUUUUGUUUUUAUACCAAGAUCUAUAUUAAAUAACUAUCAAGUAGUUUAAAUAGUGUAGACCAGCUGUGUACCCUCAGGGGCGUAACCACUGUCACUCCCUUCUCAUCAUCUGAGGCAGGAGGGAACGUACCUCCGAACCAACAUAAGGAGCGUUUGUUCUAACCACACGUAAUAGAUUUUAAUUCUAUAACACGCCAAUGCGCACUGCCUAUUAACAUUCUGUUGUCUUUCGCACACAACAAACAUAGGUUUACAGACAGUGCACAAUCAGUGGAGAUGUUUUGUUCUUGUUGAUUCAUAUGUUUUAUUUUAUCGCAAACUUUAUUGUGAAUGGCUGUGAACUUCAUUCAUGAUCUGCUUAAUUUUACUUCUUGAUAAUCACAUAUUCAUUCCAUGCUAUUUAACAUUUGAGUUUAUUACAUACAGUAAAUACAGAUUUGUGGUAUAACUGUUUAGUACAGGCAAAUUUAAAGAACAUCAUUUAUUUUUUUUAUUUAUUUUUUUGCAAUGUUUAUAUAUGUACUCAUCCUAUUAACAUAUUUCCCUUUACUUUUUAUUCGCAGUGAUGUCAUUGCAUGAUCGCAGCUUGGUUUUUGCAAUCAGGGACUGCUCGUUGCAUGAUUUAUUUGUUUGGACCUGCAGACUAACCAACAUUAGUGGCAGUGACUUAACAUGAACAAAAAAAAAUAUGCUUGAAUAUAUUUUGGCUUCAUUUUCUCAUUUCUAACAAAGCUCCUCAUUGUCCUAGCAACAGGUAUUGUCUGUUUUUAUCAUGAAUUUUAAUAACUUAACACAAAUCUUAAUCUUUAGAAAGUAUUGCUCGCACUACAUGACUUUAAAACAAAAACAAAUGCCCAUUAGCUGGAAUGUGUGAAUUAAGCUUCAUGGGACACUGGCUAAUGACAUUGCAAAUAUAGUGCCCUAGGCAAAAUAUAUUAAAUCCUUUUUUAAUUAAAUGUUUCUGUACUUUACAGUUACGGGAACAUAAAUGCCUAUGCUCAUGUGUGAGCAUGCAAUCAUUUUGCAAGUGAAUAGAUCCUAAAAGCAACUUUGCUGUAAGGAAGACGUUGCCUCAGAGGAGAUAUGGUUUUAUAUAUAUAUUGGGCAUGGGCAUUUGGAUUAUUCACAUUUGGCUCUUUUUGGAGCUGCAUUUAUUCUUGUUAAAGUGAAAUUCACUAGCAUCUGUGCAAAUCCAGAUAUUAGUUUGUUUCGCUUUCACAAGAAUUUGGCUCCGGAUCAUAACAAAUGAUCCAAAUGCCCAUGCCUAGUAUAUAUAAUGUACAUGUAUGUGUAUAUAUAUAUAUAUAAUAUAUAUAUUUUAUAUCAGAAAUUAUGUACUGAAAGAACUAUAAACAAAAUAAAUGUUGUAAAAACAUUUAAUGCUGUCACUUUAUUUAAUUUGUUAAAUUACUUAAAAAACUUUGAGUCUUUCUCCAUUGUUUAUGGCCAAAUAUGGUUAAUUGUAAAUGAGGUUUUUUUUUUCUACUGCUCUAAGCAGUCACUGUCUAAUAUGUAGCUGGUCAAGGCAAUCUGCACCAUUUUUAAGGAAACAGAUUGCCUUAGUGGCCUCUUAAGGAGUAUAGGAUGAAAAGCAUAGUUUUAAACACAAAAGCAUUAAAUUAAAAACAUUUUUACAGCAAAAGCAAACAAAAUCAGUAAGGAAUGUAUAUUGCAAAGUUUUCCCUGCUAUUAUGAAUUAAUACUAAUCUAUUAGAAUUUCAAAUGGCUUCAUGUCCCUUUAAGCACACUGACAUAUUGUGCAAAGUCGCUUGCUCUGCCUAUAAAGCCCAGAUUACUGCUUCCUUUCAGCAAAGAGCAUUCCUCCUGUGCUAUAUGACCAUCUACAGUUUUUGCAUUUAAUUUGCCUGACAAAGACAAUUUAUGCAGAACUGUAAUACAUUAUGCACUGUUUUAUAUAUCGGACUUUGUUAAAACAUAGACAUAACAUUUCAUCUGCCAGUGAUUAAAUCAAUUAUCUCAACACUGGAGUCUUGUGUUAUCGAAAACAAAGAAAAGAAAAAAAGAAAAGUUAAUUAUAAAUUUGCAUUGCACUACCAAAUAUUAGUCAGUGGGCUAGAUUCACUAGUCGUCUCUUAAGUCUCACCAGUUUCUAUGUUUUUACAUGAAGCCCAUCCAGUAAAGCAUGGCAAGAUAAGUGACUGAGUGAAAUGGGACAGAAUAAUAUUGGAAAUGGAAAAAGCUUAUCUAGCCCAUUCAGUGUUACAGCCAUGUCUCUCGAGCAGAUUAAAUACAGUCUUUUGAAAUAGUGCAUAUUAUUCUAUAUGACACACACACAAACAUAUAUGUAUAUAUAUAAAGCUCAGUAAAUAUAUAUUUUAAGGGAAUGAUAAGCUUAUUUCAUGCUGUCAGCCCCCACGUGUAAAACAUUAUUGGUGGCUUUUCAUGGAUGAUGUUGGCAGUAUAGCCAAAGUGAAGCCGUACUGCCCUCUUCUUAGCUUUUAAUAGUAGCACGUUCCUAUGCUUCAAUAAGGGUAUUCCCUCAUGACAGCCUAAAGGUGCAGGAGCACAUUACUAUUGAAAGCUAUAGAAUGGGCGUCACAGCUUUGUGUUGGUUGUACAUUGUCAUAGAAGAUAAACAAAAUGUGUACAUGAUACAGCCGUGAUCUUGGAAUAAGAUUAUUACCUUUAAAAAUAUUUAGUAAGCACAUUUAAAAAAUAAAAUCCUAUAUUAUGUGUUCCGUUCUAGAAUAAAAUGCACUGUUACAAAGAUUGUGUUUAUUACCACUUUAAAGUAGAAUCUGUGUUUAACCACUAUACAUAUAUAAACAACCAGAAGUAAUACAGACAAUAGGAGUUCUUAAAAAUUCCCUGCCACGGUGACUUGCGCAUAUGACAUUUUUUAAGAUAUUGUUUACAUGCUUUGCUUUUCUUUUUUUUGCUUUAUUGGUCUAUAAUUUAUAUAAUAUUCAUUUAUUUUGAAUAUGUUAUUUCAUUUUGAAUAUGUUUUUUAUGUAAUAUCUCAUUUGCAUUUUGGACUGCCUUAGAUUUUAUUUAAAGCCACUUAUGCUUGUAUGUUGAUAUAAUUCAACUUUAAGCCUGUAUUUAUAUUGUAUAAAUAAUGUAUAUGUAUUUAGCGUAUAGAACUGCUGGUUCAAAUACUGCCUGCUAUACUGUAUAGUUUAAAAUCAAUUGACAAGUAUCAACAGUGUUACAUAUAUAACCACAUAACAUUUAUGCUUUUUAACUUUUGUUUACUGAAUCUAUUGAUGGUGCAAGCUUUAAUAUGAGAUUUGUUUGAUGUGGGAAUAUUUUUUUAAAUUCAAAUUUAGUAAAUAAAAUAAGAAUUGGUUUAGUGCUACUAGACAUAUUUAAUGUUAUAAACAGGGCUUUAAAAAUGACUAUAGUUCACCUCUCACAGGAAAAAACUUACUAGUCCACUCAAUAUUAAAUGUAGGCAAAAUACCAAUUGCUUACUCAUCCCAUGCAUUUUUUUUUUUUUAUUCCUUCUUGACUAGUGGACAAGUGGAAAUUUCCAGCCCUGGUAUUGUAUAAGUAUAGAAAACAAUACUAAAAUCUGUUAAAGGGACACUGAUGUAUAUUUUGGAAAUCUAUAUAACUUUAUCCCUUGACUGCUAGAGAGAGUUUGCAAGCUGUCAGUCAUCUUUGACACCUAAUGUGUUGUGUUAAUAAAAGGAAAACAAAACCUUAGCUUUAGUUCCCAUUAAAUUUAGCUUUUACACUUUUAAAAUACUCACGCUGACCACUGCUUAUUUUCUAGCUUGAGAUCACAGCAAUUAAUUGGAUGGUUGCAUCCUAGUGAGAAUAAAGUCACAUAUGGAUUAGUGCCACAGUGUGGUAAUGCCUGUACUCACAGGGGGUCACAUAUAGUGUCAGGAGAUUGUCAGACCAUUUGGUUUAUGUAGCACUCAAACACAUUUCAGGGAAAUAUCAGCUACGUUUUCUUUGUUACCUGGCUUUAUUAUGUUAUCUGUCAUUGUCUCAAAAGGGCAACAAAAUGAAAAUUUGCAAAUGUAUCCAUAUGUUUUCUGACCUAAAAACAUUUCUUUUGACUAACAAAUGGAUUUUGACUUCGCAAGGGAACUACAGGGUCAAGUAACUACUGGACCUUGGCUAUAAAAUUUCGCUACAUGGAUCUUCCGUCCACUUUGAGAUACUUUUAGAAUGUUCCGGUUAAGCACAAUUUUAAAUGUACACAGAACAUGUAUGAGCAUGUACUGUAGAAAUCUCUUGUUAAACUAAAAUCUACCCCACAUCUCAUUAUUGGCCAACAGCUUAAGAGAACAUAUAGUUGUAUACAGUUCUAUAAGCGUAGCUCCAUCUAUACAUUUUGUUUCUUAACCUUUUUUGUUUUAAAGUUCAUUUAUGAAUUAAGAUCCACAAUACAUCUCAGUGACAAAUGGUGGUUUGUCGGCCUUUUGCUGGCUUCUCUGGAAGCAAUGCUGUUUAAACACAAGUAUGUAUUUAUGUAAAUAGGACAAAAGGUUACCAUUUUGAUCAUGAGUUGUACUUUUUUCAUUCAAACAUGCUUCCAGUGCUACCAGAAGUGUACUUUUAUCAAGGAACAUGUAAAUAAAAAAUAUUUUAAAAAGUG